UCACGAUCUCUUGAGCCACCACGCGAUCACAGACACGAACACCGUCUCUGCGUCGGGUGCUGAGAGUGAACGGAGGUUUUCACGAAUGUUUCUCUCACGAUUGCUCGCCGGAGAAAAUGCACGCCCGAGCACGAUUUUCCCGAGCAUCCCGAUUCAGUUGAGAACACGAAGUUACACGGGUGAAUAGGACCGAAAAUCGUGGAACGGGAAGAACGAAAGCGUAAGAAAAGAGGCCGAAGAACGCGACACGAGAAAACUUAACGAAUAGAAAGACCGAUAACCGAAGCGAAAAUGUCGGGCGAAGUGAGUGAACCGAUUAAAAAGUGUUCGCUAAUCCUGAAGAAUGCGAAGAGUGACACGGAAAAGUUUGCCGCCCUGUUCAUGGUGACGAAGCUGAUCAAGGGAAAGGACUGCACGCAGGCCGGCAAGCGGAUGCUGUUCGAUGCGAUCGGGUUCGAGUUUCUGCGCAAACUACUCACCAGCAAGGAUGUCCCGGACGAUUGCCCCGCCUCCGUGUACCAGAGUGUGGCGCUGUCCAUUCUGAGCUGCUUCUGUGAGGACGAGUCGCUCGCCACGCACCAGGAGAUGUUGGACAGCAUUCCGGUGUUCCUCGGGAUCGCGUCGACCUGCGACGACGAUGAGUACGACGACAAUCUGAUCGUGAUCAACGAGGCGUACCAGUGUCUGCAGAGCAUCUCGCUGUACGAGCCGGGUCGCCUGGCGCUGCGGCAGCAUGACAUCAUCACGAAAAUGGCGCAGAUCUACACGCAGCGCAGCUUCCAGAUCGACGAAGCGCUCACGCUGAUCGUCACGUUGGUGGCCCGCUUCGGGGCCAACUCGUGGGACAGUGACCCGAAGCUGUUUCACGCGCUGCUGCAGCGCGUUUCGCUCGACUUCGAGACUGACCAUGCCGAGCGCAAGUUCGAGCUGGCCGACAUGAUCACGGUGCUGCUGUUCAACUGCCGCCGUGACCUGGUCUCCCGCACGGUGCAGGACGAAAUCUGGCCCCAGUGUCUGUACAAAGGUAUCACCGACAUCCUGAUGAGCAAGAUCGGCAAAGCGCAGCGCGAUCCUGCCCUCAAGCUGGCGGCCAACGCAGUCGAUGUGCUCGGUAUCGAGUGGACGCUAACCGAUACGGAGAAUCCGAAAAAGUUCUUCCUACUGCUGCUGCAACUGGCCGCGAUCGAGGUGCGCAUGCAGAUGGACGGCAAAAGUUUUAACCAGUGCAUGGCGCAAGCCGAUUUAAUUACCGCCUGCUUCACCAUACUCGAGCUGUCGAUCAACUUCAUGGCCACCGAUCAGCUGGAGCUCGAUCAGAAGGACAAGCAGCAGGUGUACACCGGACUGAAGGGUGCCUUCAACGGUGUGCUGUCGGUGCUGGUAAAGCUGGCCAACGACACACGCAAGGAUCGGCUGCAGAAGACGGAGAAAGCGUUCACGUACGCGAUGGUGCGCGUUCUGACCGCCUGGAUGGCCCAGGAGCCGACCGCCAUGAAGACGCAGCUCGGAAAGGUGCUACCCUUCCUGUUCAAGCUGGCCAACGAGUCGUUCUACGAGUCGCGCGACUACCGCAUCGCCCACAAGGCCGACAACGUGGACGACCACGAGGAGCAGCCGCCGGCCGAUGUGCUGCGCGUGAUGCUUCCCGCCAUCUGCCACCUGGUGGUCGAAGACGAGGCGCGCCAGAUCUUCUUACGCGAGAAGGAAGAGCAGGUCCUGUACGACUGUCUGCUGUUUCACUGGUCCAUCGCACACUACAAGAAACCACCGGUGCCGCGGGCCGAGCGGUUGAAGCGCAUGAACGAGCCGGACCCGGAGCUGACGGGGCGCCAGCUGGACGAGAUGCGCGACUCGCGGACGGCCAUCGUCAGCCUGUGCAACAUUCUGAUGAACAUUACCGUGCUCGAGGCGAAGCUGGUGGAAGAGAGCACCCUGUUCGCGCAGCUUCUGCGCUUCAUCUUCGAGAACCUGCCGGAGCUGAAGGACACGCCCGACAACCUCGUGCUGCACGGUCACCUGGCGGUGCUUGGGUUGCUGCUGCUCAAGCAGCAAGCCUCGAAGAUCAAGAAAAACGACUUCUCCAUCUGCCGCUACAUUCAGACGACGAUCCGGUUCCUGUGGGACGCGUACAACAUCGACGAAUCGAACGAUCCGCAGGCGCUGGUCGUUUCGCUCGCGUACAAAGAACAUUGGUUCGAGCUGAUGGAGCUGUGGUUCCUGGGGAUGCAGACGAUGAGCGGCAUCAUCAAGCUGAUUCCCUGGAUCUCGGAGUUUGCGAUCGAAAGCGGCUGGGCGGAGGGUAUAGUGGAGACACUGCGCAAGGUGAAGAUCGGUACCUUGCCGCCGAACGUGAAGCUUGCGUACGAAGACUUCCUCUCGCAGCUGGUCGACGCGAAUACGGGCGUUGCCGACGUGCUCCGGAAGGCCGAUGCGCUGAAGGUGUGCCGCAACCAUCGGAUGAUGGAUCUUGGCAAGAAACUGUUUGGAGAUUAGAGUGUCGGACCGGACCUCGCACCGUUGCGCCAUCAUCAACCACACUCUCUCUGCUUAAUCCUACGUUGCUGCAUUUCGUGUUUUCAUUUAAAUCCAUCAUCUGUCCAUUUAUUUCGUUCGCUUUACACCGUACACAGUUCUGCUGCUGGAAAA
Messenger RNA from Anopheles cruzii, 2646 nucleotides. It is a transcript of the gene Neurochondrin, whose product is annotated as neurochondrin homolog. The coding region runs from base 292 to 2493 and encodes 733 amino acids. The record is from RefSeq and is a predicted model, not a curated record. The transcript is spliced from 2 exons. Gene Ontology annotation, biological process: regulation of neuronal synaptic plasticity; neuron projection development. Gene Ontology annotation, cellular component: dendrite. Lineage: Eukaryota; Metazoa; Arthropoda; Insecta; Diptera; Culicidae.